Betta splendens (Siamese fighting fish) is the source of this 2499-nucleotide messenger RNA. RefSeq names its product DEAD (Asp-Glu-Ala-Asp) box polypeptide 27 (gene ddx27). Gene Ontology annotation, molecular function: RNA helicase activity; nucleic acid binding; ATP binding. The record is from RefSeq and is a predicted model, not a curated record. Lineage: Eukaryota; Metazoa; Chordata; Actinopteri; Anabantiformes; Osphronemidae.
AUUUAUUUCCUGUUUCCGUCAAUACACGUGCGUCGGCGACUAACGUAAAGUUUAGCUUCUACAGAGCCGACCAGGCCCAGUUUUGAAUUCUUGGACAUUCGCUCCAGACUUUCUUUACAGUCUACUGUUUCCGCGCAGUUUCCGAGUCCAUCAUGUUUGAACAGCUUGGUUUGAUCCGAACGAUGCAGGAUGAUGACCAGAGCCCGGAGGAACCGGACAGUGAGUCCGAUCAGGAGGAGGAGAAGGUCAUUCUCAACAGGAAGAAGAAGCUCAAGAAUUCAGCAUCAAAAGACUUUAAUUGUGCCUUUGAAUUUGGAGAGAGAGACAUACUGGAUGAUGAUAGUGACUGGUUGAUGGCCGAUGUCCUCAAACAGCUCAAGAACAAGAGAACCCUGACAACACUGGACCAGAAAAUAGAAAAAAUCAGAAAGAAGAGGAAAACUGAGGAACAGGGCAAAGCUGGUGAAGGAUCUGCAGAGAAGAACCAGGAGGAUGUUGAUUUGAAACCUGCUGCUGAUGGUGAUGAUGAAAGUAAUGAAGAGGAUGAAGAGCAAGAAUUUGACUCAAAUGAUGAACAGGUUCUUACUAAAGUGGACACUCUCCGAGAAAAAGGACGACGGGGGAGGAAGAGGAAGGUGGAGGAGGAGGUUGUAGAAGCUUUUUAUGAGGACGCAUCUCAGUACAAUGAUCAGUUGACGUUCCAUGACAUGAACCUGUCUAGACCCAUCCUGAAGGCCAUCACAGCUCUGGGCUUCAAGCAGCCAACUCCCAUACAGAAGGCCUGUGUUCCUAUGGGUCUGUUGGGCAGAGACCUGUGUGCCUGUGCUGCUACUGGAACAGGGAAGACUGCAGCCUUCAUGCUGCCAGUGCUGGAGCGUUUGGUUUAUAAACCUAGGACCUCCCAGGUGACUCGUGUCCUGGUUCUUGUUCCCACCAGAGAGCUGGGGAUCCAGGUUCACUCUGUGGCUCGACAACUUGCUCAGUUUACUUCAGUCACAACCUGCCUGGCUGUUGGUGGGCUGGAUUUGAAGUCACAGGAAGCAGCUUUGAGGGCAGGUCCUGACGUUCUGAUUGCUACACCUGGUCGUCUGAUCGAUCACCUACACAACACACCAAGCUUCGAGCUGUCUCGCAUUGAGAUCCUGAUUCUGGAUGAGGCCGAUAGGAUGUUGGACGAGUACUUUGAGGAACAGAUGAAGGAAAUCAUUAGACUGUGUUCUUACAACAGACAAACCAUGUUGUUCUCAGCCACCAUGACAGAAGAGGUAAAGGACCUGGCUGCUGUGUCGCUGAAGCAACCAGUCAGGAUUUUCAUUAAUAGCAAUACUGAUGUUGCCCCCUUCCUGCGUCAGGAGUUUGUCAGAAUUCGACCAAACAGAGAAGGUGAUCGGGAGGCUGUGGUAGCUGCUCUGCUGACUCGGACCUUUCAAGAUCAUGUGAUGUUGUUCACUCAGACAAGAAAGCAGGCACACAGACUGCACAUACUGCUGGGUUUAAUGGGCCUUAAAGUUGGUGAACUACACGGAGAACUGAGCCAGAACCAGAGACUGGAGAACCUCAGGCGUUUUAAAGAUGAACAGAUUGAUGUCUUGGUGGCGACCGAUGUGGCAGCCAGAGGACUUGACAUUGACGGAGUCAAAACGGUAAUCAACUUUACGAUGCCCUCUACAGUCAAACACUAUGUCCAUCGCGUUGGCCGCACAGCAAGAGCCUGCCGCUCCGGCCGUUCUGUGUCUCUGGUUGGAGAAUCUGAGAGGAAGAUCUUGAAGGAGGUGGUGAAGUCGGCCAAAACCAGUGUAAAGGCUCGAGUCCUGCCACCAGAGGUGAUCCUGAAGUUCAGAGACCUUAUCUCUAAACUGGAAAAAGAUGUUGAAGCUGUGAUGACAUUGGAGAGAGAGGAGAAGGAGCUGGCCAUAUCUGAGGCCAAGUUGAGUGUGGCUCAGAAGCGUCUUGAUGGGGUGGACUCUCAGUCACAGAGAGUUUGGUUUCAAACUCAGCAGGAGAGAAAACAGAAUCGCAUUUCUAAGGCUCUACAGGACUUUGAUCUGGCUUUGAGAGGGAAGAAGAAAAGGGCAAAGUUCAUGAAGGAUGGCAGAAAGAAGGAGCUGACGUCUGAGGAGCGUGCUCAGUUUGAGCUCUUGAAGGCCCAAAUGUUUGCAGAGCGAGCAGCAAAGAGAGAGAGACGACAUAAGAGAGCAAGAGCAAUGCCAGAGGACAAUGGACCGAGUAGUGCAGCUAAUCGGAAGACUGGAAGAGGCAGGAAGUCUGUUUUUGAUAAAGAGCUGACUAACACAAGCAGCAAGGCUCUGAAACACUACAGAGCUGGACCAUCAUUUGCAGACAGGAAGCAGCUUGGUUUGGACAGGAAACGCUCAGGUGGAUCUAGGUUUAAGAAGAAGUAGUGACCUGGACACGAUGAAUUCCUCACAUUCUUGUCUUUUUGUCUUAUUUUACUGUUUUGCUUGUAACAAAUUUUAAAUAAAGUUUCAGUAAACAAGA